Sapajus apella (tufted capuchin) is the source of this 978-nucleotide messenger RNA. Its product is annotated as bile salt sulfotransferase-like. The transcript has 5 exons. Gene Ontology annotation, biological process: sulfation. Gene Ontology annotation, molecular function: sulfotransferase activity. Bases 113 to 940 code for a protein of 275 amino acids. Gene Ontology annotation, cellular component: cytoplasm. NCBI's taxonomy places the organism in Eukaryota, Metazoa, Chordata, Mammalia, Primates, Cebidae. The record is from RefSeq and is a predicted model, not a curated record.
AGGUUAAAGAUCGUUUUAUCCUUGCUGUAAAAGCUGAUCUCCCUGUAGCUGCCACAGCCUCUACUGGUGGCCACAGCUGAAACCCAACACCAGGCAGGAAUUGCUCAGCAUCAUGUCGGAUGAUUUCCUCUGGUUUGAAGGCAUACCUUUCCCUAAUACUGGUCUACAACCUGAAAUCCUAAGAAAACUUCAUGAUGAGUUCGUGAUAAAGGAUGAAGAUGUAAUAACUGUGACUUACCCCAAAUCAGGAACAAACUGGUUGAUUGAGAUUCUCUGCCUGAUUCACUCCAAGGGGGAUCCCAAGUGGAUCCAAUCUGUGCCCAUCUGGGAGCGCUCGCCCUGGGUAGAGACUAACAUUGGGUAUAAAAUUCUAAGUGAGAAGGAGGGCCCACGUCUCAUCAGCUCCCACCUCCCCAUCCAGUUAUUCCCCAAGUCUGCCUUCAGUUCCAAGGCCAAGAUGAUUUAUCUCCUCAGAAAUCCCAGAGAUGUUCUUGUGUCUGGUUAUUUUUUCUGGAAACAAAUGACGUUUGUUAAGAAACCAAAGUCAUGGGAAGAAUAUUUUGAAUGGUUCUGUCAAGGACACGUGAUAUAUGGGUCAUGGUUUGACCAAAUUCAUGGCUGGAUGUCCGUGAGACAGAAGAAAAACUUCCUGUUACUGACUUAUGAGGAGCUGAAAAAGGACACAAAAAGAACUGUGGAGAAAAUCUGUCAAUUCCUGGGAAAGACACUAGAACCCGAAGAACUGAACUCAGUCCUCAAGAACAGCUCCUUUCAGGCCAUGAGAGAAAACGCGAUGUCCAAUUACUCCCUCCUGAGGGUUCAUUCUGUGGUGGAUGUUCCACAGCUUUUGAGAAAAGGUAAAAGAAAAUGCCUUGGUUUCCAAAUAUACCAGAACACAUGGCACGCAUGUCUGUGGUCACAGCUAGGUGCUAACAGUUGAGAUGAAAGAGGGCUUGAAUUUUGCUAGCGCAGAGAAGG